GCCGCGUCCUAAGGCUCCGGCGGCAGACUGCUGAAGGAAGCGAGCGCACGCGGACCGCCGAGGGACGGCGCCCGGGCCCCCAGCCCCGCAGGCCGGCUGCCCCCUGGUGCGGCGCGGGGCGGCGGAGGGCAGCGGAGGCAAGCCGUGCGAGAGGAGCCGCGGGAGAGGCGGGCGCGGGCGGCGGCCACAGCAAUGCCGGGCCCGCUGAGGCUGCUCUGCUUCUUCGCCCUGGGGCUGCUUGGCUCGGCCGGGCCCAGCGGCGCGGCGCCGCCUCUCUGCGCUGCGCCCUGCAGCUGCGACGGCGACCGUCGGGUGGACUGCUCCGGGAAGGGGUUGACGGCCGUACCGGAGGGGCUCAGCGCCUUCACCCAAGCACUGGAUAUCAGUAUGAACAAUAUCACCCAGUUACCAGAAGAUGCAUUUAAGAAUUUUCCUUUUCUAGAGGAACUACAACUGGCUGGUAACGACCUUUCUUUUAUCCACCCAAAAGCCUUGUCUGGGUUGAAAGAACUCAAAGUCCUAACACUCCAGAAUAAUCAGUUGAAAACAGUACCCAGUGAAGCCCUUCAUGGACUGAGUGCUUUGCAGUCUUUACGCUUAGAUGCCAACCAUAUUACCUCAGUCCCAGAGGACAGUUUUGAAGGGCUUGUUCAGUUACGGCAUCUGUGGCUGGAUGACAACAGCUUGACAGAAGUGCCUGUGCGGCCCCUCAGCAACCUGCCAACCCUGCAGGCGCUGACCUUGGCUCUCAACAACAUCUCCAGCAUCCAGGACUUUGCAUUCACCAACCUUUCAAGCUUGGUCGUUCUGCAUCUUCAUAACAAUAAAAUUAAAAGCCUCAGUCAACACUGUUUUGAUGGACUAGAUAACCUGGAAACCUUGGACUUGAAUUAUAAUAACUUGGAUGAAUUUCCUCAGGCUAUUAAAGCCCUUCCCAGCCUUAAAGAGCUAGGAUUUCACAGUAAUUCUAUUUCUGUUAUCCCUGAUGGAGCAUUUGGUGGUAAUCCACUGCUAAGGACUAUCCAUUUGUAUGAUAAUCCUCUGUCUUUUGUGGGGAACUCAGCAUUUCACAACCUGUCUGAUCUGCAUUCCUUAGUGAUUCGUGGUGCAAGCCUGGUGCAGUGGUUCCCCAAUCUGACUGGAACUGUCCAUCUGGAGAGUCUAACCUUGACAGGGACAAAAAUAAGCAGCAUACCUGAUGAUCUGUGCCAAAACCAAAAGAUGCUGAGGACCCUGGACUUAUCUUAUAACAAUAUAAGAGACCUUCCAAGUUUUAAUGGCUGUCGUGCACUGGAAGAAAUUUCAUUGCAGCGUAAUCAAAUCUACCUAAUAAAGGAAAAUACUUUUCAAGGCCUAACAUCCCUAAGGAUUCUAGAUCUGAGUAGAAAUCUGAUCCAUGAAAUUCACAGUGGGGCCUUUUCGAAGCUUGGGACAAUUACUAACCUGGAUGUAAGUUUCAAUGAAUUAACUUCAUUUCCUACGGAAGGCCUGAAUGGACUCAACCAACUAAAACUUGUGGGUAACUUCAAGCUGAAGGAUGCGUUGGCAGCCAGAGACUUUGCCAAUCUCAGGUCUCUAUCAGUACCAUAUGCUUAUCAGUGUUGUGCAUUUUGGGGGUGUGACUCUUAUGCAAAUUUAAACACAGAAGAUAACAGCCCCCAAGACCACAGUGUGACAAAAGAGAAAGGUGCUACAGAUGCAGCAAAUGGCACCAGCACUGCUGAAAAUGAAGAACAUAGCCAAAUAAUUAUCCACUGUACACCUUCAACAGGUGCUUUUAAGCCCUGUGAAUAUUUACUGGGAAGCUGGAUGAUUCGCCUUACAGUGUGGUUCAUUUUCCUGGUUGCCUUGCUUUUCAACCUGCUUGUCAUUUUAACAGUGUUUGCAUCUUGUUCAUCAUUGCCUGCUUCCAAACUCUUCAUAGGCUUGAUUUCAGUGUCUAACUUACUCAUGGGCAUCUAUACUGGCAUCCUUACUUUUCUUGAUGCUGUGUCCUGGGGCCGAUUUGCCGAAUUUGGCAUUUGGUGGGAAACUGGCAGCGGCUGCAAGGUAGCUGGGUCUCUGGCAGUCUUCUCCUCAGAGAGCGCCGUAUUCCUAUUAACACUGGCAGCCGUGGAAAGAAGCGUAUUUGCAAAGGAUAUAAUGAAAAACGGGAAAAGCAGUCACGCCAGGCAGUUCCGGGUGGCCGCCCUCCUAGCUUUGCUGGCUGCCGCAGUAGCGGGCUGCUUCCCCCUCUUUCACGGAGGGCAGUACUCCGCAUCGCCCUUGUGCUUGCCAUUCCCUACCGGAGAAACGCCGUCCUUAGGAUUCACUGUGACCUUAGUGCUAUUAAACUCACUAGCAUUUUUAUUAAUGGCCAUUAUCUACACUAAACUGUACUGCAACUUAGAGAAGGAAGACCUGUCAGAAAACUCCCAGUCUAGCAUGAUUAAGCACGUUGCUUGGCUCAUCUUCACAAACUGCAUCUUCUUCUGCCCUGUUGCAUUCUUCUCAUUUGCACCGCUGAUCACGGCGAUCUCCAUCAGCCCCGAGAUAAUGAAGUCUGUUACGUUGAUAUUCUUCCCACUGCCUGCUUGCCUGAAUCCAGUCCUGUACGUUUUCUUCAACCCAAAGUUUAAAGAAGACUGGAAGCUACUGAAGCGCCGCGUUACCAGGAAACACGGAUCUGUUUCGGUUUCCAUCAGCAGCCAAGGUGGUUGUGGGGAACAGGAUUUCUACUAUGACUGUGGCAUGUAUUCCCACUUGCAGGGUAACCUGACUGUCUGUGACUGCUGUGAGUCAUUUCUUUUGACAAAACCAGUAUCAUGCAAACACUUAAUAAAGUCGCACAGUUGUCCUGUAUUGACAGUGGCCUCUUGCCAGAGGCCAGAGGCCUACUGGUCUGAUUGUGGCACACAGUCGGCCCAUUCUGACUAUGCAGAUGAAGAAGAUUCCUUUGUCUCAGACAGCUCUGACCAGGUGCAGGCCUGUGGACGUGCCUGCUUCUACCAGAGUCGUGGAUUCCCCCUGGUGCGCUAUGCUUAUAAUCUACCGAGAGUCAGAGACUGAACUCACGGGACUGUUUUCCCCCUAUCAACCAAAUCACAGUGCUCAUACUUGCGCUGUCUUUUGACCUUUCAUCUGGGAAGGACUUGCAUAAUCACUUCGUGGUGUCACACAGAAGAGGAAGGAAGGUGGCAAUUUAUUUUGCAAAUCAGAUGUCUGUGAAGAAUGAGUGCCUAAAUUAUAAAUUGUUGAAAAAAAUUGUGAUGCCCCAACAACAUGUGCUCUAUUCGAAAUAAAUGCAACUUAAAAAAUGAUUUGAUGUAUGGCAUAGCAAUAUAAAUUAGGGUUUUUUUUUUUUCUGAUCCAUCAGGUGCAAAGAUCAAACUAUUUCUGAAUUAAGCACAAAAUAAAGGACAGCUGUUAAUAUAUUUUAAGUGAAAAUGUGAAUUUAUAAAACUAAGAAAAUGUCUUGCUAAUUUUACCUAAUGAUUCAUCAUUAAUCUCAGGAUGACUUACUUCAGGGCCAAAAAAGGGACUGUCUCCCAGCUAUAGCUAUGAAAAGUUCAAACAGGUAUCACCUUCAUGUGUUUUCUAUGUCCAUAAAUUAAAGGUUUUGUUCAAAUGAUUUAUAAAUCUAAAACCUGAAGAUGUUUUGAGGACAAUAUUAACAGCUGUUAGAUUUUUUUUUU
Apodemus sylvaticus (European woodmouse) is the source of this 3674-nucleotide messenger RNA. It is a transcript of the gene Lgr4, whose product is annotated as leucine rich repeat containing G protein-coupled receptor 4. Gene Ontology annotation, cellular component: membrane. Gene Ontology annotation, molecular function: G protein-coupled receptor activity; protein binding; protein-hormone receptor activity. Gene Ontology annotation, biological process: G protein-coupled receptor signaling pathway. Bases 193 to 3048 code for a protein of 951 amino acids. The transcript has 18 exons. The record is from RefSeq and is a predicted model, not a curated record. NCBI's taxonomy places the organism in Eukaryota, Metazoa, Chordata, Mammalia, Rodentia, Muridae.